AUGUCAAUCUUCACCGCUUCCUCAACUGCACCCGUCAAUAUAGCGACCUUGAAGUACUGGGGAAAGCGCGACACUCUCUUGAACUUGCCCACGAACUCAUCGAUCUCAGUUACUCUCUCUCAGAAUGAUUUGAGAACUUUGACCACAGCCGCAGCCAGCGAAGCUUUCGAAAAAGACCAAUUAUGGUUGAACGGCAAGUUAGAAUCUUUGGACUCCGUCAGAACUCAAGCGUGUCUUGCAGAUUUGAGAAGAUUGAGAGCUGAAGUCGAGACAAGCGACGCUUCUUUGCCAAAAUUGUCUCAAUUCAAGUUACACAUCGUUUCCGAGAACAAUUUCCCAACAGCUGCUGGAUUGGCCUCGUCGGCUGCUGGAUUCGCUGCUUUGGUCAGUGCCAUUGCCAAGUUGUACAAGUUACCUCAGAACAUGUCAGAGUUGUCCAAAAUUGCCAGAAAGGGUUCGGGAUCUGCUUGUAGAUCAUUGUUUGGAGGAUUUGUCGCUUGGGAAAUGGGCGAACUAGAAAACGGCGAAGACUCCAAAGCUGUUGAAGUAGCACCUUUGUCGCAUUGGCCAACCAUGAAGGCUGCAAUUUUGGUGGUUAGUGAUGACAAGAAAGAUACUCCUAGUACGUCGGGAAUGCAACAGACUGUGGCUACGUCCGAUUUGUUCCAACACAGAAUUACCGAAGUUGUGCCAAAGCGUUUUGAAGAAAUGAAACGUGCCAUCGCGGCUAAUGACUUCGAGACGUUUGGCGAAUUAACGAUGAAGGACUCCAACUCUUUUCACGCUGUUUGUUUGGACUCAUACCCUCCUAUCUUCUACUUGAACGAUACUUCAAAGCAGAUCAUUAAGUUAGUACACAGGUUGAACGAACAAGAAGGUAAGAUCAUUGCUGCAUACACCUUUGACGCUGGUCCCAAUGCUGUCAUCUACUACGAUGAAGUCAACGAAGCAAAAGUGUUGGGCUUGCUCUACUCCUACUUCGGUGCUGUUGGAGGAUGGGAAAAGCAUGAAGAAGUCGCUGCCUAUAAGAAGGUAACUAUUGAUGGCACCAAUCCCGACAUUUACAAGGGUAUUUCUAGAAUCAUCUUGACCAGUAUCGGCACUGGUCCUCAGGAGACUGAAGAAUCGUUGAUCAAUGCUGACGGUACUCCAAAAGUAGCAUAAUGAUAGAGUAGAUAGCUAAUAAAUAAUAUUCGUGUAUGUCUGUCAC
Scheffersomyces stipitis CBS 6054 is the source of this 1210-nucleotide messenger RNA. RefSeq names its product diphosphomevalonate decarboxylase (gene MVD). The transcript has a single exon. Lineage: Eukaryota; Fungi; Ascomycota; Pichiomycetes; Serinales; Debaryomycetaceae. Gene Ontology annotation, biological process: isopentenyl diphosphate biosynthetic process, mevalonate pathway; isoprenoid biosynthetic process. The coding region runs from base 1 to 1164 and encodes 387 amino acids. Gene Ontology annotation, cellular component: cytosol. Gene Ontology annotation, molecular function: ATP binding; diphosphomevalonate decarboxylase activity. The record is from RefSeq and is a predicted model, not a curated record.